AUGAGCCUUCAAGGAAAAAUCGCCAUCGUCACCGGCGCCUCGCGCGGCAUCGGCGCCGGGAUCGCCCUUGAUCUGGCAAAGCAGGGUGCAAAGCUCACCCUAACCUACACCUCCGCAAGCAGCGCGAACGCGAUCGACGCUGUAUGCAGCCAAAUCCAAGCCCUCAACAACGGCUCCGCAGCAAUCAAAGUCCAAGCCGACCUCAGGCACCCAGACGCCCCAGGCCAAAUCCUCGCUGCCACGUUCAAGGCGUUCCAAACCGCAGACAAACACACCAAAAUUGACAUCCUAGUCAACAACGCCGGCGUGUCCCUAUGCAAGAACCUCGUCGAAACCAGCCAAGAGGAUAUCUCCUCCGUCUUCGACAUCAACGUCUACGGCCUGAUCAACAUGACCAGAGCGGUGAUCCCACAUCUCCACAACCCAGGCCGAAUCAUCAACCUCAGCUCCGUAGCUGCUCGGCGCGGAUCCCCCGGUUUCUCGGUGUACUCUGCCUCCAAGGCAGCAGUGGAGGGAUUCACGAGGUCGUUGGCGUGUGAGCUCGGUCCUGUGGGGUGCACGGUUAAUGCUGUCCAGCCUGGGGCGGUAGAGUCUGAUAUGCUGCGGCAGGAGGUGCCGAGCGCGGUGGUGGCCUAUAUCCAGGAGAAUACGCCGUUAGGCAAUCGCAUUGCUAUCCCAGAAGAUAUAGCGAGGGUUGUGACGUUCCUAGCGGGGGAGGGGGCGGGUUGGGUGACGGGGCAGAGUAUUUGUGUUAGUGGGGGGUUGCAUAUGAAUUAA
Molecule: messenger RNA, 777 nt
Organism: Aspergillus lentulus
Lineage: Eukaryota; Fungi; Ascomycota; Eurotiomycetes; Eurotiales; Aspergillaceae
Product: SDR family NAD(P)-dependent oxidoreductase
Molecular function (GO): oxidoreductase activity
Source: RefSeq, a predicted model, not a curated record